GUUAUCCUUCACUUUCGUUCCCUUUUCCUGUUGAUCAAACAGUGUAAAGUCUUCCGUGCGAAGUUGCAGGAGUUGGAAAGAAGUUAGAACAAACCCCCCACGCCCACCGCCGAGGAAUCACUUCUCCGUGUCACUUUCGCCACCCGCCUGACACAUCUGUUGCCGGCAAAACAAAUAUCUUUUAUCUGGAGGAUCAAAAUUAAAGAAAGAGGCAAAAAAAAAAAAAGUAACGUCAAUGAACAUCUUCUCAAAGAAGCCCACCGCCAAAGGUUCCUUUUCAGCGCCCAUUCUUAAUUCUCUCGAGUUUGGUGUCGUCUAAUUCUUCUGAUCAAAAUUCUCUAUAGUCUUCCCUUUUCCUUUUAUGGGUAUAUGACGAACUCUUUUAUGGGUUGACUUGUGAACUCAUCGAGUCAUUGUACUACUAGUGAGGCUCUGCGACAGAGCAAAAGAGAAAUGACCAAUGCCACCAGAGGUAUUGAGAGAGAAAUUACUGGACUACAAUUAGAGGAAAAGAAGCUUGUUGCUGAGAUAAAGAGAACUGCUAAGACAGGCAAUGAGGCAGCAGCCAAAACUCUAGCACGUCAACUGGUUAGGCUGAGACAGCAGAUAGCCAACUUGCAGGGUAGUCGAGCUCAAAUGAGAGGUAUUGCUACUCACACUCAGGCAAUUUCUGCCCACUCUUCGGUCGCUGUCGGCAUGAAAGGUGCUACUAAAGCUAUGUCAGCAAUGAAUAAGCAAAUGUCCCCAGCAAAUCAGGCAAAGGUAAUGCAAGAGUUCCAGAAGCAAUCAGGGCAGAUGGACAUGACGACUGAGAUGAUGUCAGAUGCCAUAGAUGAUGUUCUGGAUGAUGAUGAUGCGGAAGAUGAAAGUGAAGAGUUGACGAAUCAGGUGCUAGAUGAAAUUGGCGUUGAUGUUGCCUCACAGUUGUCAGCAGCUCCCAGGGGAAAAAUUGCUGGGAAGAACACUGAGGAUGGAAGCAGUUCGGGGAUUGAUGAUCUGGAGAAGAGAUUGGCUGCGCUUAGAAAUCCCUAAGGGAUUGUCUUUGGAUUGGUUACCGUGUUUCCUCCCAGAUUGUUGAUUGGCAGUACGGUCUGCAGUUAUUCACAGUUGUACAUGUCACAUAUUUGUCCUACCAUUUUGUAAAAACAAAGUUAGCUAACCCUGUUUUUCAUUACAUUGAGGCCAUGUGUGAUAGAUUUUAAGUAGGAAGAAUGCUCGAAAUUUUUUUCAGUAGAAUUAUGUGCCUUGGGCUAUACGUUUAUUCAGUUCCGAAAUCCAUGUGAUUACAUUAGAAUUCAGCUUUCAGCCACAUUUU
Coffea arabica (coffee) is the source of this 1315-nucleotide messenger RNA. Its product is annotated as vacuolar protein sorting-associated protein 2 homolog 3-like. Gene Ontology annotation, biological process: vacuolar transport. Lineage: Eukaryota; Viridiplantae; Streptophyta; Magnoliopsida; Gentianales; Rubiaceae. The record is from RefSeq and is a predicted model, not a curated record.